This is a messenger RNA of Ruditapes philippinarum (Manila clam), 697 nucleotides long. RefSeq lists its product as uncharacterized. The record is from RefSeq and is a predicted model, not a curated record. NCBI's taxonomy places the organism in Eukaryota, Metazoa, Mollusca, Bivalvia, Venerida, Veneridae.
AAAGUUCAUUCGGAAAAGACGUCAUGACGUCAUAAAAAACAAUGGUGCCUAAAACUGCAUAGUUGACGAAAAAAUAUGAGUUAAUUUGUGAUCAGAUUAUUUCUGCAAAUGCCUAGAGUGGUCCAAGUACCCUCAGAAGAUACGGGGGUUAAUGUGUGCAAUGCUGACUCGAGUGAAAACGAAGAUACAGUAAACAGAAACUUCAAUCAGACUAUUAAUUUUUCACAAGAAUCUGUCACAACUUACAUAAGGUUUCCGAUCAACUAUUCUCUAUACAAUGUUACGUAUUUUGAAUCAGAAAAUGACCCGUAUUGUUUAAGAUGCGUCAUAGGUGGUCGGGUGAAAAAGUUUAAAAAAGAUGCAAGGACAUGGCUCCAUAAAUCGAGCGACAGAAAAAGGAAAAUGGGCGAGGAGACGAGUCCAAGAUAUGGAAUAAAUGCUAGUAAUGCAACAGCAAAUAAAAAUCUAAAAUUAGUAUCGGAGGCACAACAGAUAAUUUCGUGUGGCGGGACGUAUAGGUUCACUACCUAUAAAACAGAUGCUGGCAACGAUGUACUUAGCGAUAUAUCCUCCCUUGGAGACUCUGAAGCUGACCUUACAUACUCGGAAGAGUCCUCUCCAUCUUUGACAAGUGAAACACGAGAAAAAUACCAGAAAUCUGUUCGGUUCGAUCACAAUAUUAAUGAAAGAUACCGCA